AAAAAUUGUACAUAGAUAAGAAGUCGUUAAACAACUAAUCUAUUGCACAAUCACCAUAUCAAAAGUUACAUUACAACUGCCCAACAAACAUACACUUAUUUUACACCCGUGGCUUUCGCUAACCAGGGACAAUAGAAAAUUAUAAUUUUUUAAAGAUUUUACUAAUGCGUUGAAAACUUUGAAGCAACGACAAUAACAACGAAGUUGUCAACAUCAGUGAAUGAAGAAACGAUCAUGGAUCCUGAAGAAAUAAAAAAAGAGAUCGAAAGUAAUUUUGUACAAUUCUUCGGCAAAGACGGUAAUGCCAUGCCAGUUUAUAAAUAUAAAGGCCAUAAUAUACUUUACUUGGAAAUGGCAUCAUCAGCUUUAUCCAAACUAAAUACGGUGAAGUUUAGACCGGAUGAUGUUUUGCUUUAUACAUAUCCUGGAACAGGCGCACAUUGGAUGUAUGAAAUAACUAAUAUGAUACUGGCAGGAAACAGUAAAAGAACGCCCGCUAUAAAAGAAGAUGUGAUAUUAGAUAUGGCACCGGUCGAAACUCUUGAAGCUGUUAAAUCUCCUCGAGUCUUAAGCUCACAUCUCCCUCUUGUGCUUAUUCCCCCGAAAUUGUUGCAGAAUCACAAAAUUAUCUACGUGAACCGCAAUCCGAAAGCAACACUUCUUACAUACUAUAGGCAUUUGAAACAGGCUAAUACGUUUCAAUACAACGGAGAUUUUCCAAGCUAUUUUGAUCUUCAUAUGAAAGGAGAAGUUCCUUAUGGUGACUACUUUAAGCAUACUCAGGAAUUUUACACACGCUACCACGAUAAACCCAAUGUGCUUAUGGUAACUUACGAAGAAAUGAAAGCGGAUCUGUCCAAAAUAGUGUCACGUGUCGCUAAGUUCUUGGGGAGGACAGUCAGUGAUGAACUUAUAGAGAGCAUCGUUGAAAUGUGUACGUUCGAUAAAAUGAAAGCUGACGAGAAAAUACAGACAAAAUAUUAUCCCACAGACGGGUUCAAAGAAGGUGCUACUUACUACCAUUCUGGUAAAUUGGACACAUGGAAGAAAUGGCUGACUGUAGAACAAAGUGAAAGAGUAGAUGCAAGGGUCCAAACUGAAUUUUUCGAACAAGGAAUAAAACUUAAUAUUUGAUUAAUGCUUCGUUGGUUUAUGUUAGAAUUCGGUAUUAUGUCAUCGAAAUUUGAAACUAAAUGCGAGUGUUUGUGUGGCUGCUGACUAAAAAUUUCAUUUGAGUAUUGAUUAAAGCAGAAAUUAUAAUAAUUAUAA
Molecule: messenger RNA, 1269 nt
Organism: Octopus bimaculoides (California two-spot octopus)
Lineage: Eukaryota; Metazoa; Mollusca; Cephalopoda; Octopoda; Octopodidae
Product: sulfotransferase 1E1
Molecular function (GO): sulfotransferase activity
Source: RefSeq, a predicted model, not a curated record